AUGCGUGCGCUAUAUAGCCAAGUGAUCCUCUGUCUAGUACUAGACCUCCCCAAGUUCAGUGUAGCGUGGUUGAGUUUCGGUAACAUCUCCAGCAUCGUGACGGAUGCGAAGGAAAUGAACUACGGAAACCACCCGAUCCGGGAUGCGUACGAUUUCAUCAUCGUAGGCGCAGGUCCUGCCGGGUGUGUUCUAGCCAACCGACUGUCCGAGGACCCUUCAGUGACGGUGCUACUGCUCGAGAUUGGUCGCGGUGAGAGACCACUCCUCACCGAUUCGCCUCUCGUCGGGCCGAUACUCGCUUCGACGGACUACAACUUUGGAUACACCACGGAGAAACAGCGCCAUGGGUGUUUGGGUCUUCGCGGUGGACGGUGUAGCUGGGCGCAUGGACGUGGCGUCGGUGGAUCAUCCAUCAUUAACAAUGUGAUCUUCACGCGUGGCAAUCGGCGGGACUAUGAUAGUUGGGCGAAGGCGGGCAACGAGGGCUGGAGCUGGGACGACGUGUUGCCACUGUACAAGCGUAUCGAAACGGCCAACAUUCGUGACUUUGGUGACAAUGGGUUUCACGGGACUAGUGGACGGUUGUCGGUCGAGGACUGCCCGUUCAGGUCAGAUAUUGCCCGCGCGUUUGUGGAGAGUGCAGAAGAGGCCGGUUACCGCUACCUGGACUACAACGCCGGUGAUAACUUGGGAGUAUCCUUCCUUCAGGCACAUACCCGCAAUGGACGGCGAGCUACGGGAGGGAACAGUUACCUACGGGAUGUGGUGGAUCGCGAAAAUCUGCACGUCCUCACUAGAGCGUGGGUCACCCGAGUGCUCAUCGAUCCCGAUACGAAAACGGCCACCGGUGUGCGCCUGCUUCAUAACAGGCAGUACUAUGAGGUGGAAGCAUCCAUGGAGGUCAUCCUAUCGGCCGGUGCCUUCGAGAGUCCCAAGCUACUGAUGCUCUCCGGCGUGGGCCCAGCGAAACACCUCAAACAGCACGGCAUCAAGCCACUACAGGAUCUCCCCGUUGGGCGCAAAGUGUACGAGCAUGGCGGUGUCUUCGGACCGGUGUUUAUCGUACGUGAACCGACCGACAAUCUCGUCAGCUUCGAUCAGCUGACCAACAUCGGGGAGGUGUUGCGCUUCCGCAACGGAUCCGGUCCACUCACGUCGAACUCUGUCGAGAGCCUGCUGUACGUGAAGUCCCCAUUCGCCGAGGAUCCAGAUCCGGACUAUCCGGACGUUGAGGUGAUGCAAGCGUUCACAUCGUUCAGCUUCGACACCUCACCCGGAACGAAGCGCGCAUACUUUCUGACCGAUCGGAUGUACGACGAGUACUUCCGACCGUUGGCGAACAAACGAAACUUUAUGUUCCUCCCGAUGCUGCUAAAGCCGCGGGCCGUUGGACGCGUCGAACUGAAGUCUUCCAAUCCCUUCCACCAUCCGGCGUUCCGGUAUCAAUACUUCGAGGACGAACGGGAUGUGGAUGCGCUGGUGUACGCAAUAAAGGAGGUGAUCCGUAUCAGCACCAAGGCACCCCUGCGCCGUAUGGCGGUCGAGCUGUACUCGCGGAAGGUUCCCGGAUGUCAGUACAUGCCGUUCAACACGGUCGAUUACUGGCGUUGCCACGUGCGAACACUGACCGCUACGUUCCAGCAUCAGGUUGCGACAUGCAAAAUGGGACCCCCCGAAGACCCCGAAGCGGUCGUCGACAAUCGGCUACGGGUGUACGGUGUCAAACGGUUGCGCGUGGCGGACGUUGGCAUCAUACCAGAGGCACCGACCGGUCACACCAGUGCACACAGUUUCCUCAUUGGUGAAAAAGCAUCCGACUUGAUCAAGCAAGACCAUAGGCUCCGAUAA
Messenger RNA from Anopheles coustani, 1848 nucleotides. Its product is annotated as glucose dehydrogenase [FAD, quinone]-like. The transcript is spliced from 4 exons. NCBI's taxonomy places the organism in Eukaryota, Metazoa, Arthropoda, Insecta, Diptera, Culicidae. The coding region runs from base 1 to 1848 and encodes 615 amino acids. Gene Ontology annotation, molecular function: oxidoreductase activity, acting on CH-OH group of donors; flavin adenine dinucleotide binding. The record is from RefSeq and is a predicted model, not a curated record.